AUGUCGUCAUGGAUAGUUACUGUUGUCUAUGUAGGAGGAAUGUUAAUGGUGAUGAGCUUAUUUUCUUAUACAUGGCGUAGACGAAAAGCUGCAUCAGCGAUUCUUGUACCGUGGUUUCCCGAUCACACAACUCGAGAUACUUAUAUUUCUCUAUUACAACAAACUGAUCCUCCAGCUACCGAAUUACAACUAAGAGCUGCGUUAUUACGUAGAGCUAUGACAAAUGUUGAAAGAAUAAUUAAACUUAGGGAGAAUCGUCCAGCUCUUCUUUCUUUAGUACAAAAAGGUGCUGUGGGUGAUGGAUUAUGGAGUUCUUUUCAAAAAGCUGAACAAGAACUUCAACAAGAUGUAAUAGAAGUUACUCAAGAAGCUGAAACUUUUAAAAAGAAUUGGGGACAAACUAUUUUUCAUACUGCUAACGAAAUG
Funneliformis caledonium is the source of this 426-nucleotide messenger RNA. Lineage: Eukaryota; Fungi; Glomeromycota; Glomeromycetes; Glomerales; Glomeraceae. The record is from the annotation of a GenBank genome assembly.